Molecule: messenger RNA, 1761 nt
Organism: Penicillium riverlandense
Lineage: Eukaryota; Fungi; Ascomycota; Eurotiomycetes; Eurotiales; Aspergillaceae
Product: cytochrome P450
Exons: 3
Coding region: 1-1761 (586 amino acids)
Molecular function (GO): oxidoreductase activity, acting on paired donors, with incorporation or reduction of molecular oxygen; heme binding; iron ion binding
Source: RefSeq, a predicted model, not a curated record
AUGGUCACCCCUGAUCUGCCUGCUAUUUGCAAGCGGAUUGGAGACUUGCGAUUGACGUCUGAUGGCUUCCUUGCUUUAUUCGGGACUUUUAUCAGUGUUAUUGCAGUGACCUACUUGAUCUCGGCAUUUCAAGGGGCCAUUACGGUUCGCUACCAACGCCAUGGAAGCCGACCGCCAAAACUUCCGUAUGCUACUCCACUGCUUGGCCAUCUUCCAGAGUUCUUAAAGGACAAUAUGAAAUUCUUAGCGAGGGCUACAGCUAAAUAUGGGCCGUCCACCCCAGUCCGGAUACAGCUUCUGAACCGGCGUAUGAGUCUACUCAAGGGCGCCGAAUCCAUCACUACCCUUUUUAAGAGCUCAAGGAACUUAAGCAGCGAGCACUGGCUCGUGCAGGUCUUGGUCAACGCCUUCGGAGUGGAGGUUGCUGAUGCACCCUUCUAUCUAGCCGACGACACGGGGAUUGGCAAUCAGCCUGAUCCUCGGAGCAAGAUGACGAACCCAGAGCAUCGCAUCUUCCAUUUGGUCUUUAAGUCCGUCCACAGUGGCUUGAGCGGAGCCAGCCUUGAGGAGAUGGAGAGACAGCUUGUGCGAAAUCUGUCCUCCCAGAUUCAUCAAACGGACAUCCAAUCUGACUCGUGGGUUGAGGUAUCUGAUCUGUACGGCUCUUUGAUUCGCAAUGUCGCCUUCAGAGCGUCCGUUGUAUCACUCUGCGGAUUACAUGUUUUCGAAACUAUCCCGAACUUCGAUGAUGAUUUCUGGGCAUUCGAUAGUGCCCUCCCAAAUUUGUUCAAGGAAAUUCCACGGUGGUUGGCACCAGCAUCGUAUGCGGCUAGGGAUAAGAUGAAGGAGCAUCUAGAAAAGUGGCAGUCCUUUGCCCACGAGCAUUACGAUGUGCGCCAGGGCCAACUGGACAAGAGAGAAUGGGAGGAAUUUUUCGGAUCCAGGUUGAUGAGGACAAGACAUGAAUUCUUCCAGAAGAUGCCGUUGAGCAAGGAGACCGUCGCCGCGGAUGAUCUUGGAUUAGUGUGGGCGACCACCGCAAAUACUGUUCCUGCGAUUGGCUGGAUGCUACUGGAGGUCCUCCAACGUCCCGACCUUUUACUGAGAGUUCGUGAAGAGAUCGCUCCCUUCGUAUGCUGGGACCCGUCGGACCCAAGCCGGACAGUCGUCGACAUUUCCAAUCUCUGCUGCCAGCCCCUCCUGCAAUCUAUUUACGCCGAGGUCUUGCGCCUUCACUCUGGCACCGUCAUCAACCGAGUCCCGACUACUAGCGAUUUCCACAUUGGGGGGUGGCAUUUCAAGGAAGGUGAGCAGAUCAUUGUAUCCACCUACAACACCGCGCGCGACCAAUCCGUCUGGAACCAAGGCAACAUUGACGACCCACAUCCCGUGAAUGAAUUCUGGCCAGAGCGGUUCAUUCUGUACCCGGAUAAUCCCAACAGCGGUCCGGUUCUACGAACCAUUGCACAGCAACAGGAAAAGAAAUCGCAAGCCUCGACGAUCUCGGAACCAACCUUCUCCCUCGAUGGCACGGCGGGAUCUUGGAUCCCCUACGGUGGAGGCACGCGAAUGUGUCCUGGGCGGCAUUUCUCGAAGAAGGCCAUGAUCGUAACGAUGGCAAUGUUCCUAACGGCGUUCGAAAUUGAGCUAUUGAUUGAUGAGGAACCUAGAAUUCAGCCCGAUUUGAAGUAUUUCAUGUUUGGGGUGAUGCAUCCAGAUGGGAAGAUACCCGCUAGGAUUCGGAAAAGGGUUUCCAAAUGA